This is a messenger RNA of Zootermopsis nevadensis, 6689 nucleotides long. RefSeq names its product multiple EGF like domains draper (gene drpr). Gene Ontology annotation, molecular function: scavenger receptor activity; protein binding. The record is from RefSeq and is a predicted model, not a curated record. NCBI's taxonomy places the organism in Eukaryota, Metazoa, Arthropoda, Insecta, Blattodea, Termopsidae.
AUGACCAUUCUUUGUGCAGACGCUAUCUGUUUACCCAGUUGUGUUUCGAUCCUGCGUGGAGUUUGGUGUAUCGCUAGUUCAUGUUAUUAAUUUUACGCGCAAAGGAAGUAGUUUGUUGUGUAUGCCGUGGGCUGUUUGGUGCAAUAUAGUGUGUUAAAUAGUGGACAACUUUUGCGGGAAAACAGCAAUGUGACUGACUGGUGUCUGUCUGAGGAUGGCUUGGUCUGGGGCGCUGCUGGGUCUCCUAGUGGCCGUCGCUUCAGCCCUCGAGGGGCCGAAUGUCUGCACGCGGCAGGAGACUUACACGACGACUGUCCGUGUCUCAGAACAGAAGCCGUACCAAGUGCGUGAUUACACCUGGUGUUUCAACUUCCCACCACGCUGUUCAAAGUACAAGAUAAAUUUCAAGACUGUGUACAAAACAGUGUCCCUAGCCAAGACACGGCCUGUGGAAGACUGCUGUAAGGGCUACGCCAAGAGCAACGCUGCAGAUCGCUGCAUCCCCGUGUGUUCAGAGAAUUGCCUGCAUGGCACCUGCAUCGCACCCGAUACAUGCAAAUGCGAAACAGGAUAUGGUGGCCCCACCUGCAGCAUUUCGUGUCCUGACGAUCGGUGGGGUCCAGACUGCGGCAGCAAGUGUCAGUGUCAGAACGGGGCGUCUUGCGACCCAUACAGUGGAGAGUGUAGGUGUACUAGGGGCUGGCGAGGCCAGUUCUGUAGUGAGACGUGUCCACCCACGCAGUACGGACAGGACUGUGCUGAGCAGUGUCGUUGCAAGAAUGGUGGCUCCUGCCACCACAUAUCUGGAGAGUGCGUGUGCACGCCGGGCUGGACGGGACCUUUAUGUGAGGAUCGAUGUCCUGAGGGAAAGCACGGGGAAGAGUGCUUGUCAGAAUGUCGCUGCCAAAAUGGAGGAACCUGUAACCCUGCAUCGGGCAAAUGCUACUGUACUCCAGGCUGGAGUGGCAUCGUGUGUGCUAACCGGUGUCCAGCUGGAACUUGGGGUGAGGGCUGUAACCUGAUAUGCGACUGCUACAAUGGGGCAUCAUGUCAUCACAUCACAGGACAGUGUGAGUGUCAGCCAGGCUUUCAGGGAGACAGGUGUCUGCAGUCAUGUCCAGAGGGAAAGUUUGGUGCCAACUGUUCUUACAACUGUACCUGCAUGAAUGGAGCAACAUGUGACCCAGUGAAUGGGACAUGUGCGUGCACACAGGGCUGGAAGGGACGUAAUUGUUCCACACGAGCCUGUCCCGAUGGACUCUUUGGGCCGCAGUGCCUGUCAGUGUGUCAGUGCAAUGUUGAUAAUACAGACAUGUGCCAUCCAUGGACUGGAGAGUGCGACUGCAAAUCUGGGUGGGAUGGAAAGAUGUGCUCUCGCCCCUGCCCGUUCUACACGUAUGGAAAGGGCUGCCAUAACACCUGCAAUUGUAAGAAUGAUGCACAGUGUUCACCUGUCAAUGGGACUUGCAUCUGUGCAGCAGGUUAUCGGGGUACGGACUGCAGUGAAUUGUGUCCGAGUGGCACGUUUGGUGAAGACUGUGCUCAGAGAUGUAAUUGUAAGAAUGGUGCCAAGUGCUCCAGUGAGAAUGGACGCUGCAAUUGCACGGCGGGCUGGGAAGGGCAGCAGUGCGAUCGACCUUGCAAUGAGAAAUUCUACGGCUGGGAUUGCAACUCGCGAUGCAGGUGUCUCAACAAUGCAGCGUGCAACCCCCAAAAUGGGACAUGCACCUGUGCCCCGGGCUACAUGGGUGAGUUGUGUGAGCGGAAGUGUGAGUCUGGAUGGUUUGGACUGGAGUGCAGCCUCGUGUGCAACUGUCAUGAUGACAAUAGCAUCGGCUGUGACCCCGUGACCGGGGCAUGUCUGUGUAAGCCUGAGUGGGGUGGGGUACAGUGUGAGACGCGCUGUCCGCCAGGGCGCUACGGAAAAGAUUGCGGCAGCGUGUGCGAGUGCCAGAACAACAGCUCGUGUGACCCAGUGACUGGACACUGUGCGUGUGCACGUGGUUGGGAGGGAGAAGACUGCAGCGCACCUUGCAAACAGGGUUAUUAUGGGCUCGGCUGCAAGGAGAAGUGCCCUGAUAUGAUAUAUGGGAACCGGACGUGUGACCACGUUACUGGUGAGUAUGUGUGUCGGGCGGGCUACAUUGGUCUCACUUGUGAACAUCCAUGUCCUCUUGGAACAUACGGACCAAAUUGUCUUGAUAAGUGCACCUGCAAGAAUGGUGCUGACUGCCACCAUGUGACAGGUGCAUGCCAGUGUUUGCCCGGUUGGAAUGGGAAGAACUGUUCCAUCGCAUGCCCUGUUGGAACGUACGGCAUGAACUGCAGUCAGCACUGCAAGUGCCUGAACGGUGGCAAGUGCCGUCGUAAUGAUGGUCUCUGCCGCUGUCCACCAGGAUGGAUUGGCGCCCAGUGCACUGAAAUCUGUCCUGAGGGUUACUAUGGAGACCACUGCAUGAUGCCAUGUGAAUGUCCCAAUGAGAACUUCUUGUGUCAUGCAAAGGAUGGUUGUGUGUGUCGACAGGGAUAUACAGGUGACCGCUGUGACACACUACAGUUCUCCAAGAAUGUGCAGGAGAAGGAGGCACAGAACUAUGGAAGUAUGGUUGCUGGUGUUGUUGUAGCCCUGAUCCUUGUGGCCGUAAUAGUGGCUCUACUGUUUUACUAUAAACGUCGUGUCGCCAAUCUUAAAACGGAGAUUGCUCAUGUGCAGUACAUUGCCGAUCCUCAAGUAGCUCCAGAUCGACACCACUUUGACAACCCGGUGUAUUCAUACCAGACUCCAGCUUCCAAGGGAGAUGAUGGAACGAACCUGCUGUUGAACAAUGUCCAGACAAAGAUCCGUAAUGAUCUUGGCGUUAGCAAGAACAACACCAACCUGGAGCGGCAGAAGCUGGGCACUGGUUGCAGUGAAGAUGAUGAUGAUAUCAGUAACAAAGGGGCAUAUGGAUUGACAUAUGAUCAUCCCACUUCUACCAAGAAUCGUGAGGCAGAUGCAGGUAACCCGAAUGUGAACGUGUAUCACAGUAUUGAGGAUCUUCAAGAAGAUCGGAAGGUGGAGCAUUUGUACGAUGAGAUCAAACAGAAGGAGGGGCAGGACCUGGAAUAUGACCACUUGGACUACAGUCGUCCUGGCAGUUCCUGGAAACCACACUAUCAGCGUAUGGCCAAUGGCUUCACACUUCAGUCGAAAGAUGCUGGCAGUAAAGAUCACACUGACAUCGCAGACUGAUACAGUUCCUUCCAGCGGUUGGUGCUUGCAGUGAGGUCCAUGCCAAUGUACAGAACUCUGAAAAUAUACUGACUGGACCAGUUUGGUGGUAGUGUCAGCCUCUUGACAAUCAUUGAACAAUGAUUUAGGCAAGACAUUCUUCUGUGUUUUUUGCACAGCCCAUAAUGAAAUUAAGCAAAGGUGCUAGCUAUAUAACAAUAAAUGCAUUACAAUAAAGAGCUGCUAAAUUGGGAAUGUUGUAAGGUAGACGACACAGCACCGUGCACUUACUAAUGUACAUCGUGGGUAUCAAAAAUGUAGUUAAUGAUUGAAACGUGGUUAGUUAAAAUUAGUCUUGUCGGAGAAAGUGUAUUCUUCCCCUGUUAUGUAUACAUGAUACUCGCUUGUUUUUAACAUUGUGCUUUGUGACAAUGACAUAAUUCCUCUGAGACUGAAGUAGUUCUUAUUGAUCUCUUGAAUUUAGUGAUAAAACAGCUGGCUACCUACUGUUAUGUGGUUCAUCGUUACUGUAAAAAUCGGAACUUCCAACACUCACAUUCAUUGCAUUUUCUGUGACUUUAUAAUGCUUAUUGUAAUUGAGUCGCUACAUUGGAUCACUCAUUUUGAUCACUGGACUCUGAGAUAUUUCCUUCUUUUUGUUUUAAAGAGAGCUUUUCUUGGCAGAGGCAAUUAAAAACCAACAAACCUGGCUCUUAUGAGUGCAGAGUGUCAUACUUCGUUUUUACAUGGAAAUAUGUUUAUGUGCAUUCAGCAAUAAAACGAAAUAUUAUGAUUUUUGCAUAUGUUUCAAUAGAUUUUUGAUUGGUCACAUAGACUUUGAAUUUGUUUUAAAAAAAGCUUCGUUAAAUUUUUGUUAUUGCAUAUGAAAUCUGUUUCUCCUUUAACAUUUUGCAUCAAACAGAAUUAAGGGCAUGUGGCCACAACCGGAGAUCUUAUAAACAGUAUUUUCAUGUGUAAAAAUUUUGACAGUCUUUGUGCGUGGUUCAAUAUAACAAUUCGCGUAUGGCAUAGAGCUUGGUAUUGAAUGGACACAUGUAGCAGCAGGGCUCAGAUAUAUAACAAACAACAGAAUUGGUUUUCCACAAUAAGCCAGUAGUAUUACAGUGUAUAUGAACAUCUGAAUGUUUCUGGUUGCUAACAGAAGUGGGUGGGUGUAUCAUAUUGUUUCCCAUAAGUGCACAAUGGUAGUACAUGGAUUUGAUAAGUCUGUGAAAGUGUAGCAGUGUAUAAUAACAUACAGACUGGAAGAUUAAUGCAAUUUUAGAAAGAUUAUUUACAGGCAAUGAGUUUUUAUGAAUAUUUUAUCAGAUUUCAUUUAUUUUAUGUGUAUAUUUUAAAAACAUAAUUCUCUUAAAGUAACUUUUUACUCUACACUGAUCCCUCAAUUUAGAAAUGUAAGUCAUGCAAUGAAGUGUUUGUAAGAUGAAAAUUUGUAAAUUGAAAAUGAAAUUCUCAUUAAUUUCCAUGUGACAAAUUGUGACUGGUUCCUGACUCCAAGAAAAACUAUCCAACAUUUUUUUUACUCCUUAAGCAUGUCAUAAAAAUUAUAACAGUAUUGCUUUUUUAUGAUACUUAUUACCUAUUUUACCCUGUAAGGCACAAUUGAAGUGUUAAAUCAAAUGUUUACAUUGUACAGCAGUCCCUGUAGUUAACAGUAUAAACAUCAGAACAUACAUAAACAAAGAAACCUUAAAAAUUUAACAACUUCAAUUACUGUACAUAUAAUGAUAAUCAAGAAUCAGCGUGUAUAACAAAUCAUUCACAACCAGAUUGGGAGGAGCUGGUGGUUGAGAGAAUUUAGUCAGCCUCACAUUUUCCAUGUGCUGUGUACUUCUCUAUUCCUCUGUGUUUGUUACUCACAAAGCUGAUGCUCGGCCAUUGGAUGAAGGUUUUUUCUUCAUGUAGUGAAAAUUAAUAAAUUGGAAAUUUGUAAAUAAAGAAUUGAGGGAUAGGUGUAAUGUGUUUUUUAAUACUUGUUUGUUAAUGAAUUUGCGGAGAGAGAGAGAGAGAGUGUGUGUGUGCGCAUGCAUACAUAAUUAUGUGUUUUAGAGAGCUUCCUCGGUCAAUAUUCAAGAUGAUGUCUGACUAGACAAGAAAGGGAACAGCAACCCUCAACUGUUGGCAAGCUUAAUACUUGUAGCCAGUCUUAAAGUGUGACUUGAUUUUUCCAAAUGGGCAGUUCAUGUUUGAAGCUGUUACUGACAUCAUUUGUUUGACUUGUCCAGGUAAUGAACAUUACAGAAAUUGUAAAUACUGUUUUUCUUUCUUGCUGUAUAAUUUUUCCCAGGCCGUUGUCAGUAUUGAAAAUCACCUCCCAAUAUUUCAGUCAUAAGUCUUUUAAUCUGUAACUUCAGCAUUUUGGGAUAAGCCGUGUUGAUUGCUGAAGGUUUGUCAACAUUUUGGCAACAGUUCUGAGGAUAAUAUUUUGACCUAGAGGGAUGAAGUGACAAGGGGCUGGAGAAAAUUACACCAAGAGGAACUGCAGUUUGAGGGAUAUUUCUAGAUAGCCACAAAUUGGUGAUGAAUACAAUGAUGAUGUACACAAACAUUGAUUCCUUAGGCAGGAUUUGAACUUAUUAGUUUUCAGGCUAAAGCUGUAUUUCAAAAUAGCAUUUGUAUUACAUAUAAUCUUACCCUCCUAAUGGCUUUGUGAGAACACUGUUUACAUAGCACACAAAAGUGCAGAGAAACUCAGCUCAUAGAUUCCUUCAUUUAUAACCAAAUACCAAUGGUUAACAUCAAAAUUAUGUUAGGCAAAAAAUGUCAAAAUGUGCACUCACACAAAAUUGUAGAAAAGAACAACUGCUUCAAGUUUCUCAAUGGAGAAACAUUCUCCUGAAAUGAAAUAAUUAAUUCUAAGCACAUCAGCAACUUCGUACAGAUGAAGUUGUAAUUACCUCAGCUCUGCAUAUCCUUGGAACUGUAUUCAACAUUAAAUGACAGUCUGUCACUAUAGAGUUAAGGUAAAAGUUUGUCUCGGGUAAAACCUUUGUACAUAAAAGUAAUAUGUUGAGAGGAGGCGAAGACAAUUGCAAAAUAGAACCUUGUGCUGUGCUUGAAAACCAAGAAAUCGCGUAGCUUGGUAAUAAGCAGUGACUGAACUCUUCUGAAGUGUUUGCACAUUUGUGCAUUUUUUAAAAUUUAAUUUGCUGCAGUCGGUUCUCUUCCUUUCUCUGUUAGUUGAAUGUAACAAACAAAUAAUCUGUACACUGUGAUCACAUGUCAUGUAGUAAAUACAUAGCUUAAUAUAAUUCUUAUUUUAAAGUGAGAUGAUAAAAAAGCAAUAAAUAAAUGUGUGAACAGAUGUGUUCUUUGUUUGAAAUUUAAAAAAAAGUUUUUUGUAAUAAAACAUUCCAUAAAGUUAAGAAGAUCAAAACUGAAAUGACUUUUACACAUCGUAUGUUACUUGUUCAGAAGCUGUUAUGAAUCAAAAUACAUAUUCUAUUAUAAUUUUGUA